AUCAAGGAAAUGAAUUGAACAGCCAAAUACAGAAAACCCCAACCGUACGCUUCGAGCUCGUGGACAAAAGCAAGUCAAGAGCGAGUGGCGGUAGCUUCGCUUCGAUAACAUCGAGAUCGAGGGCGCGGCGCUGUGGAGUGUAGAGGGAGUGAAGCUGUGCCUACUGCUCGAGUUUUUCGACGAACGGCGGCGGAGGAGAUCGGCGGAGAAAGCUGAAGAAUGGCGCUCCACUCGAGUUUCACAGCCUGUGCUUACGCGACUCCAGUUUCUCCGUCUCGGCAGCGGCAACGGCAACCUAUUAAUUUCCCUUACGUUUCGAGUAAUUCGAUAUCGUCUAGCCGUCAAUGCCGAGCCCUAGCUCUCCCGCGUUUCGACAUUUCUCCGUCAUUGAAGGCUACGUGUUCUCCUGUAUUAAUGGUUACGGCGCGUGCAACACCAGAGCCUCUUAGAGUCAUGAUAUCUGGCGCUCCUGCUUCGGGUAAAGGAACACAAUGUGAGCUUAUUACUCAGAAAUUUGAUUUGGUGCAUAUUGCUGCUGGAGAUUUACUUAGGGCAGAAGUCAAUAGUGGCAGCAAAAAUGGAAAGCUAGCAAAACAGUACAUGGAGAAAGGACAAUUAGUCCCCAAUGAAAUAGUUGUGUUGAUGGUGAAGGAGCGGCUGCUGCAGCCUGAUUCUCAGGAAAAAGGUUGGCUCUUGGAUGGUUAUCCUAGGAGUUAUUCUCAAGCAACCGCUCUUAAGGAACUUGGCUUUGAGCCUGAUCUUUUCAUUCUUCUUGAAGUCUCCGAAGAAUCUCUUGUUGAGAGAGUUGUUGGAAGAAGACUGGAUCCUGUUACUGGUAAGAUAUAUCACUUAAAGUAUUCUCCUCCUGACACUGAAGAGGUUGCUGCCAGACUUACACAGCGCUUUGAUGACACUGAAGAAAAGGUGAGGUUAAGAUUGCACACUCAUCACCAGAAUCUGGAGGAUGUUCUUUCAAUGUAUCAAGAUGUAACAGUUAAGGUGAAUGGAAAUGCGCCCAAAGCAGAAGUAUUUGAUCAAAUAGAUAGACUGCUAUCCGGACUUAUUGAGCAACGGAAGGCUGCUAUAAAAUCUCUGGCCGCAUAGAUAAUUGUGCAGCAUGGUUAGGUCCCUUUUAAGUGCGAGAUCACAUACUCAUUUAAUGGAAAUUUUUUUGUUAUCAUUUUUCCCCUUCCGGUGGGUGGGUAAGGUGGCCCUUAUCUAUUAUUUUUACAUUUUUACUAUGGCUUUGUACAGAAGCAAUGAAAAUGUGCAAAUAUCAUUAUGUAGUUAUGUGGUGGCUUGAGAUGCGAAAGCUUGAGAUGAGAAUAAACAGUACUGCAUUCACUUUCUUCGUACCCAAUGAAGCAAUAUCAGUGGAUUGAUUGAAUGAAUUGUAAUUUUAAGGAAGAGUGAUGAAUUUAUAGGAUCAAUAUUUGAUUUUCUCGA
This is a messenger RNA of Momordica charantia (bitter melon), 1446 nucleotides long. It is a transcript of the gene AMK2, whose product is annotated as adenosine monophosphate kinase. The record is from RefSeq and is a predicted model, not a curated record. Gene Ontology annotation, molecular function: AMP kinase activity; ATP binding. NCBI's taxonomy places the organism in Eukaryota, Viridiplantae, Streptophyta, Magnoliopsida, Cucurbitales, Cucurbitaceae. Gene Ontology annotation, biological process: nucleobase-containing compound metabolic process.